AUGAUCGCAAUGCUGUGCUUGGCUCUGGCAUUCACAUUAACUACCGCCACUGCAAUACAGAGUGCCAACACUUCCUCUUCUCCUCAUGUCUUUGAAAGCUUUUCUGUUGCGAAAGAUCGUAUGUUGCCAGAGAAAAAUGAUGCGGAUAAAAGGGACAUUGAAGCUCUACUAUCUUUUAGAAAAGGCAUUACAGCCGACCCCACGCGAUCGCUCUCCAACUGGACUUCUACCAAUGCAGAGAAUGUGUGCCUGUGGAGUGGUGUUUGGUGCAGAAAACAUACCAACAGAGUGGUGGCCAUAAUUCUUCCUCGAUUGGGAUUAAAAGGUACCAUUUCUCCAUCCAUAGGAAAUCUCUCUUUGUUACACACUUUAAAUCUCUCUCUCAAUUCUUUGGAGGGAAGGAUUCCACCUGAGCUUGGCCAGCUGAAAGCGUUGAGGAUACUUGACCUUAGCACAAAUGGACUAGAAGGUUCCGUCCCCAAAUCUCUUGCCAAUUGCUCGAAUAUUCAGUGGAUUAGACUUUCUGAUAACAACUUGACGGGGAGCAUACCUGCAGAAUUUGGUGGGCUGGGCAAGUUACAACAUCUCCGCUUGUCCCGAAAUAAUCUGAGCGGAAGCAUUCCAAAUUCUCUAACUAACUGCGCGUCUCUAAUUAAUUUGAUUCUUCCUGGCAACAAUCUCACAGGGAAAAUUCCAAAGGCAAUAGGACAGCUCACAUCUUUGAAUAGAUUGUGCCUAAAUCAUAAUAAUUUGACUGGACCUAUACCACUUGAAAUAGGAAGCUGCACGUCUCUACUAGAAUUGCUUCUUAACUCUAACAAUCUCACAGGGAAAUUUCCAGAGGCCAUAGAACAGCUCACAUCUUUGAAUAUAUUGCAUUUGCAAGAAAACAGGUUGAAUGGACCAAUACCCUACAAUAUUGGUAAACUGAAGAAUCUUUUUGAGCUUUCAAUUUAUGACAACAAUCUUUCCGAGGGUAUUCCUGAAAGUCUUGGUGAGUUAAUUUUACUACAGAAAUUCGAUGCAUCUCACAAUCAACUGACAGGAAAGCUUCCGCCAUCUAUAGGGAAGUGGAAGAAUGUAAAUGAUUUGGUACUGACAGACAACUUUUUGUUUGGAAGAAUUCCAGAGACAUUGAGCAACUGCACAACCUUAAAGAGGCUAAAGCUCUCUAGCAACUUAUUUAGUGGAGAUCUCAAAAUCCAUUUUUCUUCUAUGGAAGUUUUGUCUGUUCAUUCUAAUAAUUUUUCUGGGACCCUACCUGCAUCAUUGGCUAAUUGCACACAGCUUACUCUUCUUGAUUUCAGCAAGAAUAGAUUUGUAGGUGAGCUUUCUGCACACUCCCUUUCAAAUUGUCGACAGUUGAGGGUUCUCAGCCUUAGCUCUAAUGAGUUUAGUGGCGAUAUUCCUCUAUGGAUUAAAAAUCUCAGCAGAUUGCAGGUGUUGGAAUUAUCCAAUAAUAAAUUUGGGGGAAGAAUUCCCCCUGCUCUAGAGGAUCUGAAGGGAUUUAGAAGUCCUAAAGUUUCACAACUAGGUGGCAGUACACUCUACGAGGAUAUACCAUCCAUCAUAAUAAAAGGAAAUGAGUAUAGACUAGAAUAUGUGUUGGUUACAAACACUAUACUUGAUCUAUCAAACAAUAAUUUAACAGGGGAAAUACCACCAAACAUUGGGAAUCUAUCCCAGCUGAGGUUGCUAAAUCUAUCUAGAAACAAAUUUGAAGGUACAAUACCAGCAUAUUUGGGGCAAAUAGAGCCUCUAGAGCAGUUGGACUUGUCUCAAAAUAGACUAAGUGGUGAAAUACCUGAAGAUCUAUCUCAAUUAUCCAAGUUGAGCUAUUGGAAUGUAUCUUUCAACCACCUCUGUGGAUCAAUACCUGCAGGAAAACAGCUUAUGACUUUUGAUGAGAGAUCUUACCAGGGAAACCCUACGUGUUUAUGUGGGUAUCCAUUACAAAGUUGCAAAUAGAAUAAAAGUUCAA
This is a messenger RNA of Cryptomeria japonica (Japanese cedar), 1981 nucleotides long. Its product is annotated as LRR receptor-like serine/threonine-protein kinase FLS2. The transcript is spliced from 3 exons. The record is from RefSeq and is a predicted model, not a curated record. Gene Ontology annotation, molecular function: protein binding. The coding region runs from base 1 to 1968 and encodes 655 amino acids. NCBI's taxonomy places the organism in Eukaryota, Viridiplantae, Streptophyta, Pinopsida, Cupressales, Cupressaceae.